Molecule: messenger RNA, 1530 nt
Organism: Letharia columbiana
Lineage: Eukaryota; Fungi; Ascomycota; Lecanoromycetes; Lecanorales; Parmeliaceae
Exons: 1
Coding region: 1-1530 (509 amino acids)
Source: RefSeq, a predicted model, not a curated record
AUGGAACGUGUGCGAGAUUAUGUUCAUGCAAGAAUCAACAAGGCAUAUGGCUUACUGCAAGUCUUCAAGCAAAGACUACGGCCAGAGACCACGGCUGACAUUGAGAGUGGCCCGUUGGACUUGUCGCGGCAGUCCUUAGUUGACGGCCCAUUAAAGGAUACUCCAGAGCUCGACGAUUUCCGUGUUGUGGGCGCUUUCGUAGGAUCCAACGACCAUCGUUUCGAGCAGGAGCAAGCACCACAGCCGAAGAUGACUAAAGGACCUGCACGAUUCAUAACAGCUAAUGAUGGUUCGGAGAAUUGCAUGGCCUUGCUUGUCACCAAAAGUCUGAUGGCGAAGCUCGGUGAUUUCUUCGAGGAUAAGCUGCAGCUUGAGAUCAAGUCUGGACUUCUUGAACAUGCGAAAAUCGACGCCCGAGAAAUUCACUCAUCUCUUGAAAAAGCAAAAGAAUCCUUGGAGAAAGCAAGAAGUCAAGAGAGAACUGACGAGCUCGAAAACUUUAUUGAGCAACAACAUCCCAAGCUACUUAAGGCCUGUCAGCGAAGAGACAAAUUAGAGGAGGAGUAUCGUCGCAUUCAAAGAAGUGUUAACCUUUCGAGAGAUCAUACACAAUGGGUCUUGGAGACGGCUAUGAGAGAAGCGAAUCUUCUCAAGCCGCAUAGGACGCCCUCCCCAGAAUUGCUCGGCGAGGACGAAAGCGAUAUCGGAAACACAAAAUCUCCACCACAAGGCCCGAUUGCUCCAGACUCUGAGAACGAUGUCAAAUCUCCACUCAGUGAAGCAGAGCUGGUCCGCCGAGCAGCUCUCGAAGAAUUAGGCAAGAGAUCGCGGACAUUGGAUGUCGUCCAGGCUAAAUUCGAUAACCGACGAUGCGCAUACGAGGACAAUUUGGCCAAAUUCCAACAGGGACUGAAAGACGGUGUUUGCAACUAUUCCAGAAGUGAUUUUGAUCGUCGCGGUGUGGAAUACGGAUCAAAGAUCACGCGAGCCGUGAUCAAUGCCGAGGAAGCCUUUGAUCAGGCAGAAGCUUACGCCAAAGCCGUUGGCGCCAUCGACUCCCAGUACGGACAGCCGUCCGGCCACUAUGAGGAAAGUCUGCCAGAUGACCACAUGGCAUCCUACAUAGCCACAAGAGAUUGGGGAUUUGUCCAUGACUGGCUGGCAAACGUCCUCGACGCUGAUGUGCUCCAAGAUCCAAACAGCCAUAAUAAUCCAGGGUACACUGAAGACGGCGAGUGGAACGAAGGACAAGAUGGACCAGACACUGCGAGAGGCAGCGAAGACGAUGACUGGGAGGUCCCGGAAGCUGAGAUACAAGACAGUGCGAGUGCGAUCGAUUAUGGCUUUAACCGAAAAAACCUCGACCGGUGGCAGCAACUCUGCGCUCAGCCCCAGCCUGACGCUUCUCCGGAGGCCUGGGAUACGUGGCCGGAGGCUAUGCGUAUGUGGCCGGUGAAUGAAGUAGAGCGGCGACAUUCAUUCGGGGGUUAUAGCUGUCAGAGUUGGGAUGAUGGUGAUGAACUAACAUAA